This is a messenger RNA of Sorghum bicolor (sorghum), 2694 nucleotides long. Its product is annotated as putative polyol transporter 1. Gene Ontology annotation, molecular function: carbohydrate transmembrane transporter activity. Lineage: Eukaryota; Viridiplantae; Streptophyta; Magnoliopsida; Poales; Poaceae. Gene Ontology annotation, cellular component: membrane. The transcript has 3 exons. The record is from RefSeq and is a predicted model, not a curated record. Gene Ontology annotation, biological process: transmembrane transport. Bases 726 to 2543 code for a protein of 605 amino acids.
UCUUUUAAUCCUAGUUAGUCUAUGAUUGGAUAAUAUUUGUUACAAACAAACGAAAAUGCUACAGUACCGAAAACUUUUCUCUUUUCGGAACUAAAAAAGGCCUUAGCAAAUUGAUAUGACUCGAAAGGGACCUGAGAAAAUAUCAACACAAAUAUAGGGACGAGUGGCCAGUGAGCAGUAGACAAAGUGCUGCUGUUGUUGUUGGACUCUAGUACAGUACGAGACAAAAGUACUUGCUGUUGUUGGACUAGUACACCAAGUAACGCACAGUGCCAAGUGCUCGGACCUCGGAGCAACUCGAGCAGUACUUGCAUACUCGUACAAUAGAUUAUAUAUUUCUCUAUUUAGAUUGGAUACCAUCUAUUUUUAUAAUGUCUAAAUUUUACUCCCAACUUUAGCACUCUAGAACAUGGCUCCCAAAUUAUUUAUAGCAGUCCAUGACAUGGGAGUCCCACAUGUCAUCUCUUCCUUCCCUUCUCGUCACCGAUGAACUCCGCCAUGCGGAUCACGUUGCCGCUAGAAGGAAACAAGUUCGCCGGAUGGGUCGACCACAAAUGGGGAACGCUGCAAUGGAGGGUCGCCAGAAGGGACGCCGGUGAACCCUCGAGAGGGGAAUCGCCAGGAAGGGCCGCUGCACCGCACCAGGAAGGGCAUCACCGCCGAGAAGCCUGGUUGGCGGACAUAGAGCUCGCGGCGGCCCCCUGCGUACGGUGUUUCCGUCAUGCAUGGCAGUUCAUCAGCGAGAACCCACCGGCGAGGCCUGCUCGCCGCACACAAAGAAACAGUGCCAUCGGCACGGACAGGGGAGGGAGGAGUGGCGCCGGUCCGCCGGAUUUGGCCUCGCUAGACCUGGGGAUGGUGGCGGCGCCGACGACGGAUUGAAGAGAGGCGCAUGCAUGCGAGCAUUUCAUGGAUGCUGGCCCGCCGCGGGCUACGCUACGCACCGAGGAACCAAGGACGACGCCAUGGCGCACGACGGCACUGCCGCUGAUGCCGCCGCCGCGCCGCUGCUCGCGCCGUCGUCCGCCAAGUCCGGCAAGCCACGCCGGAACAUGUACGCCUUCGCCUGCGCCACGCUCGCCUCCAUGACCACCAUCCUCAUGGGCUACAGUACGUCAUCAUACCAUUCAUUCAACCAUGCAUCUUGUAGUUGCCGUGUGCAUGUGUUCGAUGUCAUGGUGAUCAUGGUGAGCGCUUUGCGUGUGCUCGCAGAUCUCGCCCUGAUGAGCGGCGCGCAGCUGUUCAUCCGGGAGGACCUGGGCCUCUCCGACGCGCAGAUCGAGGUGCUCGCGGGGUCCAUCAACGUGUUCAUGCUCCUGUCCAUCCUCGCCGCCGGCUGGGCGGCCGACCUCCUCGGCCGCCGCGGCACGCUCGUGCUUGCCAACGUCUUCCUCAUGGCCGGCGCGCUCGCCAUGUCGCUGGGCGGCAGCUACCCCGCGCUCAUGGCCGCGCGCUGCAUCACCAGCGUCGGCUCUGGGUUCUCCAUCGUUGUCACCUCCGUUUACAACGCCGAGAUAUCGCCGGCGUCCAUGCGCGGCUUCCUCUCGUCCUUUCUCGACAUGUUCAUCAGCCUCGGAUUACUUCUCAGCUACGUGUCCAACUACGCCUUCGCCGGCUUGCCGGUGCACCUCGGCUGGCGAAUCAUGUACGCCGUCGGCGUGGUUCCGCCGGUGCUGCUCGCCAUGGGCGUGCUCGCCAUGCCAGAGUCGCCGCGGUGGCUCGCGAUGCGCGGGCGCGACGCCGACGCGCGCGCGGUGCUCUUGCGCACCUCGGACACCCCGGCGGAGGCCGACCUGCGCCUCGAGGAGAUCAGGCAGGCCGUCAAGGAGCAGCCACAGGUCAGGAACAGCGACAACGACGACGACGACGGAGGCAGCAGCAACGUCUGGAAGGAGCUCCUGGUCCGGCCGUCGGCGAGCGUGCGGCGGAUCCUCGUGUGCGUGGUCGGCGUGCACUUCUUCCAGCAAGCGUCGGGCAUCGACGCCAUCGUGCUCUACAGCCCGCUGGUGUUCCGCAAGGCCGGCAUGUCGUCGAACAAGGCCGUCCUGGGCGCCACCGUGGCUGUCGGCGUCGUCAAGAUGUGCUUCGUCCUGGUGGCCACGCUCUUCUCCGACCGCCUGGGCCGGCGGCCGCUCCUCCUCGCCAGCACGGCGGGCGUGGCCGCGUCCAUGGCGUCGCUGGGCGUGACGCUCUGCGUCGGCGCGGCGGCGUCGGCUGCGGGCAUGGCAGCCAGCGUCGUGUCGGUGCUGGCCUUCAUGGCGGCGUUCUCGGUCGGGUUUGGCCCGCUCGCCGGCACCUACAGCGCCGAGAUCAUGCCGCUGCGUCUGCGCGCGCAGGGUGCUAGCCUGGGCAUGGCGGUGAACCGGCUCACCUGCGCGCUGGUCAGCAUGACCUUCAUCUCGCUCGCCGACGCGAUCACCAUGCCUGGGUGCUUCUUCCUCUACGCCGGCGUGGGGGCGGCCGCGUGCGCGUUCGUGUACGCGCGGAUGCCGGAGACCAAGGGCCGGAGCCUUGAGGACAUGCACGUGCUCUUCGCCAAAUGAAGAUCUCGAUAGCUAGGAUGAUGAGUUGCGUUGUAUUGUGAAGAGUCUUGUAUUGUAUCUCCUGUUUUUGGUUUCGUGUUGGGUUCUAAUUUUAUGGUAAGCAAUUUUGAGCAUGGCAACGGCACGGGUAGCUUGUUGCACUAGUACAAAA